Messenger RNA from Racocetra persica, 132 nucleotides. NCBI's taxonomy places the organism in Eukaryota, Fungi, Glomeromycota, Glomeromycetes, Diversisporales, Gigasporaceae. The record is from the annotation of a GenBank genome assembly.
AUGGCAGAAGAUGUUCAAGAAAAAAUUAAAGUUAUCAAUGAAUUAUACAGAGGAAUAUGUAACGAGUACCUUGAAAUAUUUCAAAUUAAGAAAAAUGGAACUAUUAAAGCAACAAAUGAAAAUUGUAUAAAA